UGUCUCCAACUAAAAUAUACGCCAAAAAAUGAAAAACCAUAUUCAACGAAUACAAAAACAAAACGUAUAGUUGUUGGAAAUGGCAGCCAAAUUCCGCAUUGCCUCUUCUUCGUUUAGCCAAAGGGCUAAUGAUUCCACAACCUCAUCAUCUUCUUCAUAUUCAUCAUUGCUUGCUUUGCCUCAAUUCCUCUGUCCACAAUCACCAUUAAGAUUCCCACAGUUCAAGCUUCACGCCAAAUUAGGUGGAGGAGAUGGAGAAGUGAAGCCUAAGGAUAAGAAGAAGUUCAUAACCAAAGAGGAAGAACCAGAACAGUAUUGGCAAAGCGUUGGAGAAAGAGAAGGAGAGAAUCCGAUGAAGACGCCUCUCCCUUACAUUAUCAUCUUCGGUAUGUCAACGCCAUUCGUCAUCUUAGCCAUUGCUUUCGCCAAUGGUUGGAUCAAAGUUCCCAUUCGUUGAGCCUUUCUUUUUUGCUUCUUCUUCUUCACUUGUUUAAGGCUGAAUCUUAAACAUGUUUCUUAUACUCUUCUUCUUCGGCUGUAAUUAAAGAACAAAGUAAUAGAGUGCUAUCAUUAUAUGACAUGGUGCUCUGCUAUAUAUUUUUUUUCUUCCA
Molecule: messenger RNA, 611 nt
Organism: Arabidopsis lyrata subsp. lyrata
Lineage: Eukaryota; Viridiplantae; Streptophyta; Magnoliopsida; Brassicales; Brassicaceae
Exons: 3
Coding region: 80-457 (125 amino acids)
Cellular component (GO): chloroplast
Source: RefSeq, a predicted model, not a curated record